Messenger RNA from Pseudonaja textilis, 744 nucleotides. It is a transcript of the gene TMEM256, whose product is annotated as transmembrane protein 256. The record is from RefSeq and is a predicted model, not a curated record. Gene Ontology annotation, cellular component: membrane. NCBI's taxonomy places the organism in Eukaryota, Metazoa, Chordata, Lepidosauria, Squamata, Elapidae.
AAAGAGGCCCCGCGGACGCCGAUUGGCUAAGACUCGCCUAGUCGGAAGGGUUCGAAUCUAGCGGAGGAUGGCGGCCGCGGCGACUUUUUUCCGCCGCCUCGGGGCGCUGAGCGGGGCAUCCGCGGUGGGGGCGGCCGCUUAUGGGGCGCACGGCUUCCACCCCCAGGAACAGCCGGAGUACCUAAAAGAGUUGUACGACACGGCCAAUAGGUACCACUUCCUGCACAGCCUGGCUCUCUUGGCUGUGCCCCACUGCCGCUACCCCAUGCUGGCUGGCGGCAUCCUGUCCACAGGCCUGGGGCUCUUCUGCGGGCCGUUUUAUUACCACGCGCUAACCGGCCAGCCGGCCUUCACCCACGUGGCACCUUAUGGCGGGAGCCUGCUCAUCCUUGGCUGGCUGGCCUUGGCUCCCUGACGGCCCCUGGCCAUUGUGUGUGUUUUCCCCCUCACCUCGAGGCCGGGCGAACGAAGAACCUCUGCCUCUACCCUUUGGGCCAUCCCACCAUUCUCCCUUUUGGGUGCCAGGGAGGGGCCUGGAGUAGCGGAGGCCUCCCCGCCCCCGCCAAACCUCCCCUACGAUUAAAUCCCAGAAGGGCUGAAUCUUCUCUUUUUAAAAAUAAUAAUAAUAAUAAUAAUGAAAUUAAUAUUAUCACAGCUCUGGGUUUGUGACGGGAAGGCAUGGUAACGUGCCGAUCAUGCAGCUUUCGUUGUGAUUUUAAUAAACGGACUUGAUUUUAUUCCUUC